AUGACGGCCAUGUUUUCCAAACUUUGCAUUGGAGGUGUCCAUACUGAAGUCACCUACACUCCUACCUACCUAAGAAUAACCUCCACAACCAUCACCAUGUGUGGCAGCUACUGCGGAAACUACUAUGGUGGCCGUGGCUAUGGGUGCUGCGGCUACGGAGGCCUGGGCUGUGGCUACGGAGGCCUGGGCUGUAGCUAUGGCUCCUGCUGUGGCCGUGGCUUCCGCAGACUGGGCUGUGGCUAUGGCUCCUGCUGUGGCCGUGGCUUCCGCAGACUGGGCUGUGGCUAUGGCUGUGGUUAUGGCUAUGAUUCCCGCUCCCUCUGUGGCUGUGGUUAUGGAUGUGGCUUUGGCUGCGGCUCUGGCUUUGGCUAUUACUAUUGA
Messenger RNA from Callithrix jacchus (white-tufted-ear marmoset), 381 nucleotides. The record is from RefSeq and is a predicted model, not a curated record. Lineage: Eukaryota; Metazoa; Chordata; Mammalia; Primates; Cebidae.